Messenger RNA from Blastomyces gilchristii SLH14081, 5168 nucleotides. RefSeq names its product GTPase activating protein. The record is from RefSeq and is a predicted model, not a curated record. Bases 428 to 3175 code for a protein of 915 amino acids. The transcript has 4 exons. NCBI's taxonomy places the organism in Eukaryota, Fungi, Ascomycota, Eurotiomycetes, Onygenales, Ajellomycetaceae.
GCCGUUUCUGACUAACGGAUUACGGCAUCCAUCAGGUCUCAAACCCCUUAUCGUCCCUUGUCUCGUAGGGACUCCCGACGACGAACGACACCCUACUCAUUCCUGUCUCAUCUUCACGUUCGCGUCGGAAGAGCAGCGCCCCAGUCAUUCCCUAAUAGUACUGCGAUCCUUGGUCGCCCACACUCCUUUGGUCCUGCAAUUGUCGCCGGCGACCUUGUUGCAGCUUCAACCCCCUCAUUUGGUUCGCCCUGUUCCCCGUUCUUUUUCCCGUAAUCCAGACAUCUUUUAAACUGGUCCAAUCCCCCUCACACCCCAUCUUGUCAUAUCACGCCUAUUCUGUGUCUCGAUAUCACACUUGCAUGCAGCUUGUUUUAGUAUCCAUGCCUACCCACUAGCAACCGGCACUCCUAUUGUUCAGAUAUUCAGCAUGGAUUGUUCUCCAGAUAUGCCAGAAUCAUCCAUCGAGGCUCGGUCUUCGUUGGCUUCCGACAGCCGUGAGCCGCAGCCGACGGAUUCUAUGGUUACCGUACCCCUUUCAGACGCUUCAUUCGGCCCUAAGACCACGGACUCUGUUAGUCGUACCUCCGCUGUGUUCUCGUCUCCAGUUGUAGAAGACCCCGAAGAUAUUGCUGAGGGAGAAAGCAUUGUCCCACCAAAUGAGGACACUCCACGGCGGCAUUCCAAGGUUCGAUCAGGAAGCACAGGUUCUUCUUCUUCUACAGGUUCUAGAAGUAGCGGAGGAAGCAGUGGGCCGGAAUCUCAAGAGGGAAGUGAGCACGUUGACUGGAGAGAAUUGGAAAAAACAGAGCAAUUGGAGUCCAAGAGUGACCCUGGAGAUGAGUCUACUGCUCUACUUCUUGCGAGACUAGAACAAGAGAACAAUGCACUGGCCGGGAAUCCCAAGUCAGGCUCACAUGUUCGAAAGGACUCCCGUCCUCCGUCUCUUCAUCAGAUCAGAAAGCUUGUGGACGAACCGCAGAGAACUUCCCUGCGAUUUUCCCAGCUCCCCACCCCUCAGAUGACCGAGUUGGACUUCUGGGCUGCGCUUGUCGCAGACUACAACCACACUGCUCAACGAUUACCUACAUUGACCUCGAACAAGAUCAGAGCGGGUGUGCCCCCACCAUUAAGAGGAGUAGUAUGGCCCAGCAUUGCUGGUGCUAGAGAUUCGGAUCUUUUAGAUGAAUUUGAGAGGCUCAGCGGGGAGACUAGUCCAUAUGAGGGCUUAAUUGGCAAAGAUAUUGGUAGAAGUUUCCCGAGUGUGGAGAUGUUCCGUGACCCGAAUGGAGAGGGACAGCAGAUGCUAGGAAGGGUAUUAAGAUGUUUUAGUCUUUAUGAUGACAAGAUCGGGUAUUGUCAGGGAUUGGGUUUUGUUGUUGGCCCUCUUUUAAUGCACAUGAGCGACGCUGAGGCGUUCUGUGUGCUCGUCCGCCUCAUGGACCACUAUGAUCUACGUUCCUGUUUCUUGCCAACACUGUCUGGUUUGCACCUACGGAUAUAUCAGUUUCAGACUCUCCUUUCGCGUCAUUUACCGGAACUCCACUCGCAUUUGGAAUCCCUGAGAAUCGAGCCGGUUUAUGUUUCUCAGUGGUUCUUGUCGUUCUUUGGGGUUACAUGUCCACUGCCGAUGCUUCUCCGUAUUUACGACGUUUUACUUUUGGAGGGAGCUUGUGAAACAUUGAUGCGAGUGGCUCUUUCACUCAUGCAGCGAAAUCAGAAAAAGCUCCUAGCAUGCGAGGAACUUGAAGAUGUUAUGCAGCUUUUGCUUGCCAGGAGUAUAUGGGAUACAUAUGGAGGUAGCGCGGACACACUAGUCCAGGACUUCGUAUCAUUGACUUCCUUCGUGACGCGGGAAAGUCUGCAGGAACUGGAAACAAGCUAUAAAGAAUCGCAAGCCACCUCAACCAGUGUUUACUUUCCUCAGAUGCAAGCUGUCGCUUCAAGGUUCCUAGGACGUCUUUGGGCGGGAUCCGGAUCCCAUAAUUCUGCUAGAUCACUUACGUUGAAUCCAAACGCCCCCCCUUUGGUUUCACGGCCCUCCAGUGCUGUGCGACGAACCCCCUCCAAACAAAGCAUGGCCUCUACACUAAAUUCGUUCGAAUCAACGUCCGAUGCUAGCACCGCCCCAACUGAGUCCUCCUCAGCCCAAGCCUCCGCCGUGGAUUCAACCAAGCGUAAAACGAGAAUGGCUGGAACGCCAAAUCAAGAUAGAGACUUACACAGUCAAAUAGAAGAUCUAUUGACAGCUCUGACGGACAUGCAACGCGAACAGGCAGCUUUGGCCAAAGACCUCCAGAGAGAAAGGGAGGAGCGAGAAGAAGACCAGCAGGUUGGAAGGCUAAUGCUUGGAUAUUUGAGGGAAAAUUCCGGCCAAGACGAACAUGAACAUGCGACCCUACUCGCCAAAGCCAUUAAUCGAUUUUCUCCCACAGAAUCUCGCCGUGCCUCAAUAGUUCAAACAAAACGCGAACUCCGAGAUGAGAUGGUUAAGUGGAAGGAGAAAUAUGCACAGGAGGCUUCAAUAUGUAAAGACCUGAGCAGACACAUUGACGAUAAAGAUGUAGAGUGUUCCCAAGUUAAGGACGAGCUGAAAAGAGCACAAGCUCGCCUGCAGGAGGCCCACAAAGACAGACAAAGACUCGAGAAAAUCAUCCAAGAACUCCGUGUGAGAAAAAAUUCCCGAUCAGGCACCUCGCACGAGCCUCAAGGUUCCACAGGUUCCGCGGAUAGAGGAUCGACUGGCUUGCGCGAAUUUAAGCUUUGUCGGACGGGUUCAUCCGCUUCUACCUUCUCGAAACGAACCAGCAGCCUUGGAGCACAGGCAUUUGUGUCCAACGAGGACUCCCGCGUAGGCCCUGACGAGAAUCUUCUCCUCGAGCUUGUCAACGCAAAGACUGCGGAGGCGGUUGCUCGACAGGAGCUAGAAGAGGUGAAAGCAAAACUGGAUUCUUUGAGGAAGCUGAUAAGCCGUUCGGCAGACAGCUCAACUAGGGGGCCUGGUCCACUUAAUUUAAGCCGCAGUCUCACCGUCAACUCACCUGCGACGUCCAAAACCUAUCCACACUCCCCGACAGAAUCUGUUAAAACGCCAGGUUCGAGCGCCGGCGUUUCUGCAGCGGGGUUUUUUAGCGGAUGGACGAAACGGACCGUGUCUACCUCGUCUGAAUCCCGAUAGCCGUGCACUUUCCCUAAUCCCCUCAGCAUUAGGACGAAGUUCUUUGUUAGCAAUUAGCAACAAACAUGUACCUCAGUCCCCUCUUUCUGGGAGGCAAAAUUCCAAAUUUCGAGCAUUGAAUGGUCCCAACAGAGCUUGCUUCGUCCGGUCUUUGAUUUUGCGCUACCGACCUACAUUCAUUCUUCAUUUCAUACACACCAUACCGCCUUUUGAUAUUGCUGAACGGAUCUCAGCAUGGGGUCAGUUACACGACUAAGAAAUUUUAAGUCUGGACUUUUCAUAAACUGCGAUUUCACAGCAAGCGGCUUCCUUUUCUCUUUUUUUGACUUGCAUUUCACCUGGCACCUUAUUUCCUUUUCACGAGACAAUUUCAUUGUUUACUUUAAAACCAUUUUCUUUGCGCCUCUUAGGUAUUUCUUACGGCUACCUUUUGCUUCUGGUCCCUCUUGGACAAACCCUACCACCUCUGUACCAACUUUUGUAAUAUCGUCAUUUAUGUAUCCUAAGGUUGUCUUCCAGUCGCCGGAAAUUUUAUAUUAUUUUUAUUUUUAUUUUUGAAUUUUCGAAUUAAUUUCUUGCAUGGUUCUUUAGCCAUCCCAUUCUUUCUAUGUGUUUCCUUUUUUCCUUUUCCUUUUCUUGUUUCCUUAGUUCUCUUCGUCCUGUUCCUAUUUCUUUUCUUUUCUUUGUCUUUUCCUUUUUCUUUUUUUUUUUUUUUUGGCCCACCUCUAAACCAUCUCAUGUUCCAUAUGUACACUUCGUCAACGGUUCUCUAUGUACUGUACAGCAAUGCCUCACGUACGCAGUAAGAUGAAACGGAGGAGUGUAACUUCUUUUUUUCUCUUCUUUGAAAUGUUCAAUGUUCAAGUAUAUAUAUACCCCUUUUGGACUUCACACCCGACUCUCAUUCUUAUAAUAUAUAGCUUGCCGUGUUUUCUUUUCUUUUUUCGCUUUUUUUCCUUUUUUGUUUCCUAAUUCAUCUUUUUCUAUCUUCUGUUGCCGGUUUUCUUGGAGAUAUUUACUCCUUCGUCAUGGUUGGCUAUUGGGAUGUUUUAUUUGACCGCCAUCCUACUGUUUGGCUUUAUUAGCCCGCCAUUCCUAUUUUGUGCAGGCGAAUUUUAUUCUUGUCUCAUAAUCUUUUUGAUGGUUUGGUAUCUUGGUAGGUAGGUAGGUAGGCAAGGCCUUAUGUUACCUACUUUAUGGAAAUGCCAUAAAGAUGUUCCUUGCAAAACUAAUUAUCUUAUUUUGUUCUUGGCUCGAGGAGUUACAGUAAUCCUUUGCCGUUUCCGUACAUCGUGUUUCUGCGACCCCUGACGGCCACUGAACUCGGCCGAGCUUCCCCAUAUAUCAAGAAGUUUAGUUUAUCCUCAUUUGAUUUGAUGUAAAUCCAUCUAGUCAACACUCGUUGUAGCCAACCAAAAAAGAGCCCAAAAAGAGAAAGAAAAAGACACUUCCCAUGGGAGCAAACUUCCACCAAUACUGUCCCCUUCUUCCCCCUGAGCCAUUUACUUCAAUGAGUAAAAUGUAGAGCUGACCUAUUAACAAAUACCCCCUCCUCAACAUUCCUCCUACCACCUCUUAAACCCCCCAGUCGACAAACUAGGCGGCAAAUCCUUCUUCCUUGUUCCCCAUUUACUCUCCUCACCCCCAAGAAUCAGCUCCAAAACACCCCCUUUCUCAAAUAAAUCAUGUCCAGUCCAGUUCUUGUGCCAAACCUCCCCAUCGCGCCUUGCCUCUUGGAUAUAAUUCGCCUCAUAUGAAGGAUCAAAAUUUAUGUUCCAGAUAAUCGCUACUUUCCCCGUGAGGGGAUUGCGAAUCUUCUUUUUCCCCGGUGGCCGAAUGGUUAAUGCGGCCACCCGGUAGCGCCUUGGUGUGGGAAACCAAGGCGCGUGGGUUCGAAACCCGCAGGGGAUACAUUAAAUCCGGAACUCAAGCACCUCAGGUUCCUAAUAAAUACAGAGGUGUACAAAUCGCUCCAAUGAAUCGCUGUGUGUUC